Messenger RNA from Aspergillus japonicus CBS 114.51, 914 nucleotides. RefSeq lists its product as uncharacterized. The record is from RefSeq and is a predicted model, not a curated record. Lineage: Eukaryota; Fungi; Ascomycota; Eurotiomycetes; Eurotiales; Aspergillaceae. The transcript has a single exon. Bases 252 to 743 code for a protein of 163 amino acids.
GGUGGUAUUCUCUCCUCCCGAGUCUGGUACUUUGCGUUGCUGUGCUUUUGCGUGCUUUGCGUGCUUUGCUUGCUUUGCUUGCUUUGCUUGCUUUGCUUCUUCGGCUUCUCUUUCUCUCUAUUCAUGUCAAGUGAUUGAUUGUCCUCUGGUUAAGAACCAAUUCAGCCUUUCCCUAGAAACCACUCUAUCCCACCUAUUCAUCCCCAUUCCACAAUUAUACCUACCUCAAAAACAAAUGGGAUGGUGAUAAAAUGAUUGUAGUCUUAUUCUUGGUUUGGUUUUUGUCUCGUCUCGUCUCGUCUGGUCUUGUCUGGUCUGGUCUGGUCCCCGUCUCUUAUCCCAAAUUAAAAUCCACCCCUUCUUUUAGUUCUUACUCCAACCAUGUCUCUUCUGCCCUUCAACUAUCGAAAGGGAAAAUAUGGAUCGUCCGUCCCGCCUCGGCCGCGUUAGACUUUUGUGCACUCCCUCCCAGCUUGCGUCGAACGAGUCUGGUUACGAAUGAGAGCCCUGCUUGUGAUCGUCUAGAAGCAAGCAACAGCAAUCAUCAUCACCAGCAGCACCAACACCAGCACCAGCAGCAACAUCAUGACCCAAUUCUGGGAUCACCUGUUGCCUAUUCACACAUCCGUGACAUACGUGCUCGAACCAUUAGUUAUCUUUUCUCUUCUUUCUGUCUCUCUCAUGACACACACACACACACACACACACACACACACACACACACACACACAUCCUGCACGUAGUACUGAGCUGUGAUCACGCCUAGUCAGUCAACCGCCGAGGCAACGCCGGAACGAACACCGAAACUACUACUAGUCAUCAUCGAACCCCCUCUCCCCCCGGGACCAGAAGAUGCAAGUGAUGCGUGAAAGGCAGCCCAGAAAUACCUCAUCCCAACCAAGAAAAAGGACGGG